AGCCGCCGCCGCCGCCGCCGCCGCCCCCGGUCCCCGCGGCUGACCGGAACCCGGUCGCCGGGUCCCUGCGGCCCCCGCGGACGCCGGACCCCGCACCGGACCCCAGCCCGGCACCUGGGCUCGGCUCCGGGAGCGCGCGCGGGCGGGCGGGCCGGGGGCGACAUGGGGAAAUUCCAGUCCAAGCACGCCGCUGCAGCCUUCAAGCGGAGAGAGAGCCCCGAAGGGGACAGCUUCGUGGUGUCUGCGUACCUGGGUGGCCGCAGAGGCACGGAGGAGGCGGAGCGGCGGGGCUGCGUGGAGCACGGCACAAGGGACAAGCAGGAGCUGCCUGGCGGGGACCCCAAGGAAGGACCUUUCCGGGACGACCCGUGUCCCCUGGAGGUGGCCCUGCCACCGGAGAAGGCCGAGGGCCGAGAGGGCCCGGGACAGCUCUUCAGCACAGACGAUGGAGAAAGGGCAGCGAGCCGCGAGGGCCCCCGCGGGCCGGGCAGGCGGCGCCUGAACGUGGACGCGCUCCAGUGUGACGUCUCCGUGGAGGAGGACAACCGGCAGGAGUGGACGUUCACGCUCUACGGCUUCGACAACAGUGGCAAGGCCACCCGAGAGGACAUGUCCAGUCUGAUGCACACCAUCUACGAGGUUGUCGAUGCCUCAGUCAACCACUCCUCGGGCAGCAGCAAGACCCUCCGAGUGAAGCUGACUGUCAGCCCUGAGCCCUCCAGCAAGAGGAAGGAAGGCCCCCCCGCCGGCCAGGACCGGGAGCCCACUCGAUGCAGGAUGGAGGCGGAGCUGCCCGAGGACCCCCGGGUGGCCGACAAGAGGCUGUCCACGCACAUCAGGAGGCCCACCGCCGACCCCCACCCCUGCUCUGAGCGGGGGCCGUACUGCGUGGACGAGAACACGGAGCGGAGAAACCACUACCUGGACUUGGCAGGAAUUGAGAACUACGCGUCUAAGUUCGGACCAGGGUCCCCCCCGGCGCAGGCCAGGCAGGAGCCCCCGGCCAGGGCCGCGCACCCGCAGGGCCGGUCCCGCUCCCAGGAGUCGGACGCGCACGCCGCGCACCAUCGCCGCUGCCUGGGGCUGGCUGAGCCCGCCCUGCUGGCCGCUGAGCCCGUGCCCCGGGCCCUGGACCUGCCGCCCCGGCCGAAGGGGCCGGAGAGGCCGUUCUUGAGGUCCCCCCAGGGCUCGGGGCGGCCGCCUGGGGCCCCCGGCGGGGGCAGGCCCGGGAGAGCCUUCAGCUUCCACCCGCCGGCCCCCCAAGCCCAGGCCCCGCCCCAGGACGGUCACCAUGUCCCGCAGUCCCUGCCCCCACCCUACGGCCACAGGCGGUGCCGGCAGAGGGGCCGGGAGGGCCACUCGCCGCUCAAGGCCGCGCCGGGCCAGCCCGCGGCGCUGGAGCACGAGGCGGUGCGGGAGCUGCCCCCCGCGCUGCCGGGCGAGGCCUACGCGGUGCCGACGGUCCAGCGCCACGAGCACCACCACCACCACGAGCACCACCACCACCACCACCACCACCACCACCCGGCCUAGCGGCCCGACGCGCCGGGGACCCACGCGGAGGGGCCUCUCACGCCGCGGCACCCCCACCCCGAAGCUCCCGCGUCAUCCUGAACACAGCCGUACGCUUAGCCGCCUGCACCUGCUUCUGUCACGACGCCACGGCGAGGCCCGCGGGCUCGAAGGGACUCUGCUCGGACGGCCUCGGCGUGCUCUCCUCUCGGAGCCCCGCUGGGUGCGUCUCCUGUGUGGCAGGGGGCGCGAGGCUGGUCACCGGCCCCGGGUGGCCGGGGGCUUUGUGGCUCCUGUGGCUCGUCCAUGCUGAGCCCGGGAGGGGCGGCUCGGGGCAGUCGCUGCUCGGGGCCACGUGUGCGGUGGCGAGUUCCAGCAUGCGAGGCCGGCACGGAUCACGGGGGAGAAGGGGGGCCACGCGGGGGGCCAGGGGAGCGGCCGGAGUACAGAGAGGCGGAGGUGAAAGCCAAGAGGAGGGGCGGCCAGGCAGGGCCACAGGCGGUGCCCCCAGCACCCUCAGAGGACACAGGUGGCCAGCGGGGCCAGGGCAGUGUGGGCGCCCCCGAGACACACGGGCAGCUGGACAGGAGGCGGGCGUAAACCGUCGAGUGCCGGACACAGUUUCAGCUUUGGAAAUGCGCGAUUCCCUUUGGGAGGCUGGGAAGAGGGCUGCAGGCGAGCAGGAAGUCUGGGUGUCCUGGAACCUCGGCCCGCGGAUCCCCCAGAGGCAGGACAUGCCGCGGCUCCGUCUGAGAUGAGCAACUUGUGAAUUUGUGCAGCUGGUUUUGUAUUUGCCUCCUUGGCACUGUUUUUAAGGAUAAAGCAAAUUGGUGGUUGACCUGUGAUUGAGUUCUUCCCCAGUCAUAAUAAAAAUACGUGCAUUUUGUAACAUGUCA
Messenger RNA from Balaenoptera acutorostrata (minke whale), 2408 nucleotides. It is a transcript of the gene NKD2, whose product is annotated as NKD inhibitor of WNT signaling pathway 2. Gene Ontology annotation, biological process: negative regulation of Wnt signaling pathway. The transcript has 10 exons. Lineage: Eukaryota; Metazoa; Chordata; Mammalia; Artiodactyla; Balaenopteridae. The coding region runs from base 163 to 1533 and encodes 456 amino acids. Gene Ontology annotation, cellular component: cytoplasm. The record is from RefSeq and is a predicted model, not a curated record.